Messenger RNA from Hyposmocoma kahamanoa, 4252 nucleotides. It is a transcript of the gene Eaat1, whose product is annotated as excitatory amino acid transporter 3. Lineage: Eukaryota; Metazoa; Arthropoda; Insecta; Lepidoptera; Cosmopterigidae. The record is from RefSeq and is a predicted model, not a curated record. The coding region runs from base 194 to 1636 and encodes 480 amino acids. Gene Ontology annotation, biological process: L-glutamate transmembrane transport. Gene Ontology annotation, molecular function: neutral L-amino acid transmembrane transporter activity; glutamate:sodium symporter activity; L-glutamate transmembrane transporter activity. Gene Ontology annotation, cellular component: plasma membrane. The transcript has 9 exons.
CCCAGCGACAGGACCCGAGGAUGUCCAGACAGACUGCCUGACUCCUCAGUCUGCUCCCGACAUUUGACGCGAGCGCACGUAUCGACCGCUCUCUUUUUAAACCACGUCGAACACAAUGCCGCGUUUAUUCAACAUGAACUGAGUGCUCCGUGGAAUCUAUUUUUUUUGCUAAUUGCUAACGAACCGGAGCACAAUGCCUCUCCAAAUACGAAGGAACCGUUGCUUGGCGUUCCUACGGGGGAACCUUCUGACCCUCCUGACCAUCAUUGGCGUUGUCUCCGGCACUCUCCUUGGCUGGAGUCUGCGUGCGACUGGUCACGAAUGGUCUCGUCGCGAAGUCAUGUACUUCCAGUACCCUGGAGAACUCUUUCUAAGGAUGCUCAAGUGUCUCAUCGUGCCACUACUGGUAUCAUCUAUUGUUUCCGCCAUCGCUUCGCUGGACCUCAGUCUUUCUGGCAAGGUGGGUCUUCGAGCUAUUGUGUACUACAUGACGACAACGGUAUGCGCUGUUAUGCUCGGCAUUGUUCUGGUCACCACCAUCAAGCCUGGCAAGGAUCCUGACUACAAACAACCGAAUGUCACUAAAGUGAUCAAAAAGGAGACGCUCACUACUGACACGUUGCUCGAUUUGAUCAGAAAUGUGUUCCCAGAAAACCUCGUGCAAGCUACAGUUGCAACGUAUCGCUCCAAGCUUACUUUCGACAAAAAUGAUACGAAGGCCAUCAAAGGUCACCUGGAGACGUACAAGAUCGAAGGCGAAUACCAAACUGGCAGUAAUGUCCUGGGUUUGGUAUGUUUUAGCAUUGUUUUGGGAAUCACGCUCGGAAAGAUGGGUGAGAAGAGUCGACCGCUGCAGAACUUUUUUCACUCCUUGUCAGAAGCCAUGAUGAUCAUCACCAGUUGGGUUAUUUGGAUGUCCCCGCUGGGUGUAUUUUUCCUGGUAACAGCAAAGAUUAUGGAAAUUGAUUCGUUCCAAGAACUGAUAGGGCGACUAGGCCUCUACUUCAUGACCGUAUUGUUGGGAUUGUUCUUACACGGCUUUGGAACUUUGAGUGUUCUUUUCAUAUUGACUACUAAGAAGCUGCCGUGCCGGUAUAUCGCGAAGAUGGGACAAGUUAUGGCUACUGCCUUUGGUACUGCUUCCAGCUCAGCUACGAUGCCGAUAACGAUAGGCUGCUGCGACGAAAUGGGUCUAGAUCCUCGUAUCACGCGCUUUGUAAUUCCCAUCGGGGCUACUAUAAACAUGGAUGGAACGGCUCUUUAUGAAGCAGUGGCGGCUAUCUUUAUUGCGCAACUGAGAAAGGUUGAAAUGUCUUUCGGAAAAAUUGUGGCUGUAAGCGUAACGGCAACAGCGGCGAGUAUAGGUGCGGCUGGCAUUCCACAGGCGGGUCUGGUAACAAUGGUAAUGGUGCUUGAUACGGUUAAUCUCCCCGCUGAGGACGUCUCACUAAUCCUGGCGGUUGAUUGGUUACUUGAUCGCUUCCGUACAACUAUCAAUGUGGUUUGCGAUGCGCUGGGCGCCAUCAUAGUGACGUCACUGUCGCAGAAUGACAUCGACAAGACGCGCGCAGUUCAAAAUGAGCUCGAACACGCACCCGCGCAUGAACUUGCUGAACUAGAGAAGGGCGAUCAUUGAAUAACGUUAAUUUUAUAAACGUUAUUACGGUAUUUUGUGUUCAUAAUAACGCAACGGAAUUGUAGUGUGGAAGAAUUUUUGUUUUUGCGUGUAGUUACUUGCAAAUAGUAAAAAAAAAUAGAAACUUAUGUUCGGAAUGUUAAACUGAUUUGAAAGUAUUGUGCUUACUAUCACGUUUAGAAAACAGUUAUAUCUAGUUAUAUUUAAAUGCCUCUUGGUAAAAUUAUGUACCUACCUACAUGUCAGUUUGAUUUCUUGCUAUUUGGAAAUAAAAAUGUAGGUUGCAUUAUUUUUUAAAUGAAAAAAGUAGUAGUAAGUUGUAAGCUAAUUUUGACUUAAACUAAUCUAAUGAUACAUGAUUGAUAAUAUUAGCCGUUCUAAAUUUUCCACACUACAUUUUAUUAAACGACAGGUAGCAAAGCAUAUCGAGCGAAUGACGUUAUUUCGCGCAAAGACAAUAACGUGUUAAUGCAAUAGUGUCAUUGUGAUUUCUCAAAGAUGUUCGUUAGUUAUUGUAGGUUUUGUUAUGUCGUUUCGACAAUAAUCAUAUCAUCAUUAAUCUUUUGACAGAGUAAUCACAAUUUAAGAUUUUGAUGAAAUUUGCUGAUAUUUCGGAAGUAUAUACAAAAUGUUUUUUAUUACCAUAAAUUUAUGAUUAAACCGGUUUUAAGUAAAAAUCGUACUUUUUGAGUGCCAAAAAAGUAAAAGUUUGUAUUGUCUCUUCGACAUGAAAACUUUUUAGAAUUAAAUUUUAAAUGUAUUCAAUGUGCCAAAAACUCGUAUAUUUAUUCAUACAUAGAUAUUUGUGGUAAAUGUUAUAAAUGUUAGAGCUUAAAGUAUGACAGUGUGUUCUCAAUGUGCCAUUACUAAAAAGUAACCGUGCAGCUUAGGAUGAGCCUACAGAUAAUGUUCAUUCUACUGUACUUAAAGCUUUUCAUAUUAGUAACGCACGAGUUAGGGCGCUUUCACAUUAGACGCUUAUAGAAGUGCUGCAGUUUCGGCAGUUUCGCGUCAGUGGUGCGGCAGCCGCGCUUCUAAAUAUAGUAUAAAAGUUAGUAGUGACGUUUAAUUUGAAGGCGCCCUUACUGCUUGUCAAGCAGUCCUAAAUUCAAUAAUAUCACCUUUGUAUUCGAUGUAUUAUUAUUGGUCAUAAAAAGCCAUAAAAUAAUAUUGACAACAUUAAUUCCUUCAUUUUCCCAGUAACAGUUUCAAAUGUAGCUUCAUAUUUAUUCAAGAUGUACUCGCUAUCUUCUUUUUACUCACUAUGACGCUUGCCAUCGUGGUAAAAGGAUUUGCCAAGGUACUCGCAGAUUGUUGCUCAGGGAGCACAAGACGUACAGAAAAAGAAUGGUACGACGUGACGGGAGGCUCCUUUCGUGCAUCCCGUGCUGUCUGUGUUUCCAGGUUCAUUAAUUUCAAAACUUAAAGCAAUCGUUUUUUAUACUUAUAAGUUAUGAUUUUUGUUAAUUGCUUCUACCAUCAUGAUUGGUAAAAUAUAUUUCUUAAUCGUGUAAAUUCCUACUUGAAUGCAUUGAUUUCACAAUUUUAAAAAAUGUUCUACGUCACACAUACUAUUUGGACGAAUUUUCUCUAACUAUUUUUGUAUGGAUGUAUUAUUGAGUAGUAGAUGUUCGUUCAAUAUAUACAUACGUAAUUUUGUGUAUUAGUAUAUAUGCCAUUACCUAAUGGUUUUAUAUAUGUAGAGAAAUGUAGUGUAACUUUGAAUGUUAUUUGAACCGUUGCAUUCCAGUUGUUAGAGUGAUUUCAUUGAACACUUGUACGUGUUUGAAAUUGUUAUUGUACGCAGAGCCGCGCACUAAAGUAUACAAUCUGCUAUUUUUCUAUAUGUAUUGUAAAUUUAAACUCUGCGUGUACUACGUAUGGUUCAAUUUUCAAAGCAUUAACGGUUUGUAUACGUUAACGUGUGGCGUUACGUGUAUAAAUUCUUUUAAAGGAAGUGUCUGUUCGAUCGUUGCAAACGAUUUAAAAAUAUCUUUAGUAAGUUAUUUCGCAAAGUGAGAUCUUGAGUGCGUUAAUUUUAAUACAGUUCUAGUUAAUUUCAAAACAGAUGUUUGGCUAGCUCAUUGAUUGGUCAAAUGAUGUUUUUACGGUAAGUAGGGUAAGUAAAUGUUAGGCCUAACAUUUCGAUGGAUAUUCUCAUCUUGAUAAGAGAUUUUAAUAUUUAUAAAGGAUUUAAUAAAGAUUUAUAAUAAUGUAUUCGUGUUUAUGUAGGAGUAAUAUUUAUAAUAGCUCUAGUCCGCAUGAUAUUUUUGGUGUAGUUGGCUCAGUUUUAGUUUAGUAGAGCAACAGGUUCGAACGGUUUGAAUGUUUACAAACUCAGCAGACAAAUUUGGAAGUGAAAAUUGACAAUAUUGAUUCUGUAGGUACCUAGGAUCCUACAAAGUCCAUCUUCCGCAGCCAAACAAUAGCUGCUCUACUUUAUGUAACCUGAAAAGAUAUAGUAUAAGAUUUAACAUUUCUCUGGCCAAAUGAACCAAAAAACAGACCAAGCGCAAUAUGAAAAAAAAUCUAUUUGUAAUUUCUUCAUGAAUGGUUAUAGUUGGAUGUUAAUUAUUUUAAUAAAGACUUACUGUGUCGACGUGUUUCAUUCUUAUU